AUGAAUUAAUAUUUGCUAAAUCAUAUUACUAAAAGAACCUUUUGUAUAAUAUAAAAAUAGCCAAUAGUAAAGCCAAAAACAAUAGAAUUCGACGAAAGUAUCCUAAAGUUCAUAAGAUGUCCGAUAUCUAAAUAAAACUUAUAGUACGAUAAAGAAAAAAAGGCAUUAAUAUCUGAUAAAUUAGGAAUCAGAUAUGAUCUCAAAAAUGGAAUAGCAGAAAUAACACCUUUUAACGCUUCUAUAUGA
This is a messenger RNA of Tetrahymena thermophila SB210, 246 nucleotides long. RefSeq lists its product as hypothetical. The record is from RefSeq and is a predicted model, not a curated record. Lineage: Eukaryota; Ciliophora; Oligohymenophorea; Hymenostomatida; Tetrahymenidae. The transcript is spliced from 3 exons.